GGUGCAUCGAUCAAACGGAGCUAAUCGCUGAAUAAAGCCUGGAAGGAAAACACGCGGCGUCCAUUUUUUCCAGAUUCUCCCCCCAAGGCCCCAACUAGUCCCGCUGAUUUUAGAUGCAGUCACUGGAAAAUUUUUUCCAUACGGAGUCGACGGAGUGCUCAGCAUUUGGCUUCCACGAAAGCGGUGACGGUGAUGGGGCUGGAGAACCUUGGGGAACAUAUACUGGAGGCGAUCUUGUUGAAGCUUGGGCCUCGAGAGACGAUCGUGAUUGGCUGUGUCAGCUCCGGGCUCCGGGUAGUCGCCUCAGGAGAGAAUCUUUGGCGCAAUUUCUGUGUCUCUGACUUCGAUCUCUCAUCGCCUGAGGACCCCCAAGGAAGGCCUUGCCCUUCUUUUAAGGCUGCUUAUGAACAAUGGUUGAAAUCCUUUUUGAUGUAUCCACUGCCUUUAGUAAGGAGGGCUAAACAAUGCUGGUGUUCAAUUAGAAGUUGGAUGGCUGUUAAUUUUCCUGAAGCUAAUGAUACCUUGAGGAGGGGCGCUACGGAAGCUGAGAUAAAAAAGGCCGAAGAAAAGCUUGGGGCAAAGUUUCCUCUCUCAACAAGAAUUUUGUACCGUUUCUGUGAUGGUCAGGAUACAGAGGGGUUUGAUAGAUCGCAGUGCAGGCAUUUAGCUCCCCUGGGUAUUAUAGGGGGUUAUGAAUUUUAUAAUCACUUAGUUAAUGUGCACUUACUAUCUUUAUCCCAAAUUGUUAAAAAAACAAAAGAAUUUGUACAAAUGAUGGGGUUUAAAAGCAAAAAUAUUGUAGUGGCAAUGUCCAACUACCUGGACAAGCGGUUUCUUCUUAAUUUUAGCAGCGGUCAACUCUAUGUUGGGACUAGAGAUAUGUUAAGUGCAGGCGAAUUGAUGCUUUGUGUACCUUCGGAGCUACUUAAGCCAGAAUCUGAUGCCACAAACGGUUUACCACAGGGUGCGCUGAUGUUGUGGUUGGAGGAGCAUAGCAGACUCCUUCAUAAUGGUAUAAUUCAAACUCGAAUGCUCAGAAAAGCCCGAACAAUCAGUUUAUUUCCUGAAGCAGUGUCUGGUACUCCUAUGGUGAGAAGAUCAGAAGCAAUCAGCUUAUAUCCAAGUUCUCUUACUACAUAUUCAACUGCUGUAACUAAUGGUGUUCAGAUAAGAGCUUCUGCGGUUUUUGUGCCUGAACUAUCUAUUCUUAAUGGAGAGAGGAUGGAGUACUGUUAUUCCUACUCAAUCCGCAUGUCUCUAAUUCCUGAGGAAUGCUUUUUGAAUGGUGUAUACUAUUCUACUUGCCAACUUUCUUGCCGGCAUUGGAUCAUUAGGUCGAACGACAACAUCGUAGAUGAAGUAUCUGGAGAAGCCGUGAUAGGCUUGUAUCCUCAUUUGAGGCCAAAUCAAAAUGAGUUUGUGUAUGAAAGCUGCACUCCUCUGCCUUAUGCUUCUGGGUCUAUUGAAGGUUCUUUUACCUUUGUUCCUGGAAGUUUGGCUCAUCCGGAAGGCCCACCUUUUGAGGUUAAAGUAGCACCGUUCAAGCUUGAAGUCCCUGAAUACAUUUUCUGAUCAGAAUUUUCCAGUUUUUCACAUGAUGUUCUUGGUAUGCAUUUUAUGCAAUGUCACAGACAUUUUGUUAUCUUACAACUCUGUUAAGGAGUGCUGGCAAUGUCAAAUAGUUUAUAUUAACUGCUGUUUGAUGUGUGUGUUUUAUGUUCACGAGUCGAUUAACAUUAUAUUGGGUUUAUAUGAGUCUCA
Messenger RNA from Phalaenopsis equestris, 1761 nucleotides. RefSeq names its product F-box protein SKIP16. Lineage: Eukaryota; Viridiplantae; Streptophyta; Magnoliopsida; Asparagales; Orchidaceae. Bases 193 to 1572 code for a protein of 459 amino acids. The transcript is spliced from 5 exons. Gene Ontology annotation, molecular function: protein binding. The record is from RefSeq and is a predicted model, not a curated record.